Eurypyga helias (sunbittern) is the source of this 822-nucleotide messenger RNA. RefSeq names its product RGP1 retrograde golgi transport homolog (S. cerevisiae) (gene RGP1). Gene Ontology annotation, cellular component: Ric1-Rgp1 guanyl-nucleotide exchange factor complex; Golgi membrane. The record is from RefSeq and is a predicted model, not a curated record. Lineage: Eukaryota; Metazoa; Chordata; Aves; Eurypygiformes; Eurypygidae. Gene Ontology annotation, biological process: retrograde transport, endosome to Golgi.
AUGCCACCGAUUCUCGUGGCUGUAGAGCGGAGGCGGAAUGGCACCUUGGCCUCCCCUGUAGCCACCAGCAAAUCCCUGGCAUCUGAGAUGCUGGCGUGGGCCAGCGCCCAGAUCCACUGCCAGUUUCACGCCAGCGAGAACCGGGUAGCGCUCCCUCCUUCUGACGGCAGCAAGCAUGACGUGCAGGCAGAGAACGAGACAGUCUUCGUCCCCAACAGAGGGGAGCGGGGCCAGUGUAUCCUGUCCACUCCACCAAAGAUUCUCUUCUGUGACUUGCGACUGGAUCCCGGGGAGUCAAAAUCCUAUUCGUACUGUGAGACGCUGCCCAUAGACGGCCCUCCCUCUUUCCGGGGACAGUCGGUGAAGUACGUGUACAAGCGCCAGCGUGUCAACUCCCCCAUCAAGCUCCUGCGCGUUCCCUUCCGUGUCCUCGUGCUGCACGGGCUCAAGGAUUACCAGUUCCCACAGGACGAGGCCGUUGCGCCCUCAAACCCCUUCCUGGAGGAGGAGGAGGGCUUGAAGAAAGACUCUCGCCUGGCGGACCUGGCAACAGAACUGCUUAUGGUGGCCACCUCCCGGCGCAGCCUGCACCUGUAUAACAUCAGCAACACUCGCGGGAAGGUGGGGACAUUCUGCAUCUUCAAGACGGUGUAUAAGAUUGGAGAGGAUGUCGUUGGGACCUUUAACUUUUCGGAAGGAGACAUCCCAUGUCUGCAGUUCUCGGUGAGCCUGCAGACGGAGGAGAGCAUCCAGGAGGAGUUGCCGGCGUGGCGUGGCCAGCCCGUCUCCUUCAGCACGCCCGCCCGCCAUCAAGAGGCCUGC